Messenger RNA from Orbicella faveolata, 3076 nucleotides. RefSeq lists its product as uncharacterized. The record is from RefSeq and is a predicted model, not a curated record. Gene Ontology annotation, molecular function: protein binding. NCBI's taxonomy places the organism in Eukaryota, Metazoa, Cnidaria, Anthozoa, Scleractinia, Merulinidae.
UAGAAAUACUUCUGUGGUCGCUUCAUGCUACAGAAACAGGGAUAAGCACCGGCGUGAUGGGCCACUUGGCUCCUAUGCAAACUUAACCUUUACCAUGCCCAAGACAAUUGUGGCGGAUCACCGCUGAGUUUUGAUAUACAGAAAACAUAUACCGGAUGGAUUGGUCGCUUCAGAUACUAGCCCGGCUAAUUGGACUGCUCAUCUCGUCCCCAUUUCCUUCGUUAUAAUUUGUAUAUGUUCAUACGAGAAGACGGUAACAGAGAUCUCGGUUUUUGCGACCGCGAUCUAGAUCAUUUUCAGCCCGGAAAAGAUGCCUUCACUCUCUCAUUAAAGAAGAGGCCCCUUCCUUAUGGCGUCGCUUUGUCUUAUUUCACGAUGUUCUUCACAGAAUUAGUAGUCUUUUGUCUUCCGCAGUUAAGUUUGUUACACGAGUUGGCCAGGCUAAGACAGACAUGUAAGAUAGAACUGUACGUGGCGCCUCCUUGGUUUUCUCUUUUGCACUUCGCGGUAACCGGGCUGAAAAUUUCCAUACGUAUAGAUGACAAGCUUCGUCCCGUUACGUGCUCGCCCGGCCGGUUUUUCAGCUCAUAUGAACGGGCCAGUCGGUCUUAAGGUUACCUUGUAAGGAGUAACAUUCAACUCAGAUUAAUUGGUUCAAGGCAUUUAAAUAGAUGACGCCAUCACAUGACCUUUUCCUUCAAAUUUCCAUUCAUCUCGCACAUUUUGUUUUCAUUCCAAGUUGUUACCGACUAUAACCGUUGCCCAAAAUGCUUUUUUUUUGUUUAGUGAUUAAAACUGAAGAUGAUAAGGUUUCAUCUAUGAUGUGAAUGAAAAACUUCGUUCUCUUAUACCAGAUACUGGACUUAACGUGCCUUUAUGGAGUAUUCUGACGAACACUUGAACUUCUUCCGAAUAUGCGACAUUACAGCUAACAUUAUCACAGAGGGGCUUAGGACAGUCUUCAAACAAGAGUGGGAUAAGAGAUACAUGGGCUCUUUGGGAGAAUGGGAGGACACUUUGAAGAAUGGAAAAGACUUUGAGAGACAAGAACCACCAGCAAGUCAAAAGAAAAAUGCGAGGUUGCUAAAUAUCAUGAAAAAUGGUAACCGCAAGGAAUGGGACUGUACAGCGCUUUUUUUUGGAAUUCUUUUCUCCACUAGUAUUGGGACGUCUCUCAGUCCUACAAUACACAGCCACGUGGACGACCUUAGAGUUUUCCGUAAUGAAAUUUUUGCUCAUGUCUCCAAGGGCACUAUCUCUGAAAUCGAUUUCAAAUCUUUGAUUGGAAGAGUAGAAGCAGCGUUUAUGGCGUUAAGUCUUCCUGUCGGGGAUAUCAAAGCAAUUGCCAAUCAGAAGAGCUUCCCUAUAAAGGAAUCGAGGCUUCUUAAGGAUCAACUAGUCAAAGAGCAAGAAGAAGUUAGAGCCUGGCAAGAAAAGUCAACUGCUCUCGAGGAGGAACUUAAAUCCAAUCCCAAGACGUUCCUAGGCAACCUUCCUACGAAACCCUCUCAUGCAAUCCAGCAACGCCUCUGUGAAGUGUCGAUGAUCCUCAAACAAAUGGAAGAACUCAAGAAGAGCAGCGAUGGAGAAAUCACCACAACAUAUCUGUCGGGUAAUCCUGGCUGUGGCAAGAGCCAGAUUGCAAGAAUGGUCGGGGAAGCACUUUACAAACAGGUUUCCCACAGUGAUCUUGUUUUUGUUGCCACUUUAAAUGCCGAGACCCUGGAGUCGUUAUUCAAUUCAUAUGACAGCCUGAGUAGAGCCCUCGGUUGUACCGAAUUUGCUGUUGCUGGAAUAACGACAUCAAAGGAUUCCAUUCAAGAAAAGUUGGAGCAGUUUCAGAGAUUAGUAACUCCGAAAAUGAAAGAGUUUUCGACGUGGCUCCUCAUAAUUGACAAUGUCGUUAACCUCGAAGCUGUUAGACGAUUCUGGCCAACUUGUGGAUGUAAAGAGUACGGCAAUGGGCAAAUCCUUGUUACAACCCAAGACAGUAGCACCAUUCCUGACAAUGGAUCUCGUAGUCACUGCAUCUCUCUUUGCAGAGGCAUGGAUCCUGAUGAUGCUGUAAGUCUUCUUACAAACGUCUCGCAGAUGCCAAAUCAAGCAAACGUGCAAGAUGUUGCCAAAGCCUUAGAUUACCAGCCUCUGGCACUGGCUUGUGCCGCUUGGUACGUUUAUAGUGUGCGUUCCCGUGGAUCAUCUCACUUCAACUGGGUGACAUAUCUGGAUAAAUUAAACCGUGGAAAGGAAGAGACUAUGGGCGAGAUCAAGAAGAAAUCCGACAGUGGCUACACAAAGUCAAUGCCUGUUGCCGUGCGAAUGGCUGUAGAAAGAGAGGUCGUUAAUGAAGACGUUUUAUUUCAUACAUUUUAGUUCCUUUCUAUCAGCGCUCCAGGACCGAUUCCACUGGAAGUUGUCGUCAAAUUCGUGCAAAGCGAAAGCCCGAUUUGGACGAAGAGGAUAUCAUCGGAAAGAUAAUGGAGUCAAGUCUAGUGCAGAUUUCUUGCAAGAAAGACGGUGAACAGACUUUGUGGCUUCACCAAGUUUUGCAUCGGAUUAUAAGAAGCAAUAAGAAAGUCUGUAUCCAACCAGGAAAGGAAAUUGAAGUGAUUUCAGCAGCACUCGGCCCUAUUCAGAGUCUCACAGUGGAUGGUAGGUCGACUUCAAAGAUUUUCAUUGAGCAUUUGAACGCCUUCCUAUCAUAUGUCAUUUCGUUCCAACUCUCCAGCACCGACUUUUAUACUCGUCUCAUCGAAGCUACCCCUCUUGCCGACUUCUUUGAGUGCUUUGUUUCUUGUGCGUCUAUGUGCCUCAAAUAUGGGAAAAUGUCAACCGUAAAGCAGUGCAUACAAAUAGCAGUUCGCGUAAUUGAGGGAAGCGUCAGUGUCAACGAGAAAACAUCGUCUCUUUUACUUUUCUUUUGUGGAAGUGCUCUGAUUGACCUGAGCGAAUAUGUUCGUGCUAUAGAGUACCUCAAGAUGUCACUGGAGAUGAGGCGUCGGAUUUAUGGAAAUAGGCACAAAGCUGUGGCAGAAUGUUUACGUCAUUUAGGGCGUGUGAGCUUUAAUUUCUCGCG